Molecule: messenger RNA, 2575 nt
Organism: Vicugna pacos (alpaca)
Lineage: Eukaryota; Metazoa; Chordata; Mammalia; Artiodactyla; Camelidae
Source: RefSeq, a predicted model, not a curated record
CGACAGUGGGGACCUACCUGCCUCCAGCCCCGAAGCACGAGCAGAGUCAAAAGGCAAACUGCCAGGAAAAAAAAUCAGUCCUCUGCCCAAGGUCCAGCAGAGGCAGCCUCAUUUACCUAGGAGGCGGGCCUCAUCCCACGGGGAAUCCCUGGCUGGGAGGAGCAGGGGCCCUUCCUCUUGGCAGCCUCGGACAUUCAGCAGGUGCUGGUACAAGCCCUGGCUGGGAUGUGGGGUGGGAGCAGGCCGGGAGCGGGGCCCAGGGUCAGCAAGCAGGAAGCCAGGGCCCAGGAAGCCGGGAACCUGGGCCCCUGGGUUCAGGGGAGGAAUCCUACAGCAGCAGGGUGCUCGGGGAUCUUUCUCUCUUUGUCCAGAGCCUUAUGUAAGAGCUCUUCUCGGGAAACAGGAAGUCUCGCUUGCCAAGUUCAGCACAGGGAGUAGUGCAGGCCUUAUUCCAACACACCCGGCCUGGCCUUAACCCCAGAACUCAGCCAGUUUCUUGCUUCCUUGACCCUGGUUCUCCUCCCCACCGACCCCCUCCCCUCCUUUCCCACCUUUGGUCACUCCGAGCCAACUUCCCCAGAGAGCUUGCCUGUGCCUGAGCCAGAGGGUCUUCCACUCUCACCCCCUGACCCUCAACACUGUCCAGCUUGUCCCUCCAUCCUGGCUCCUGGCACGAUGCCCCAGAGCCAGCCAACCUUCCCUCCCCCACUCCUGGGGCCGCCCCGGGGUUCCUGCGCUCUGGCCGCUCCUCCUGGGUGUCACUGGCAGCCCCGUCCUUCCUAGAGAGACUGAUAGCAAAUUCUCCUGAGGCUGGAGGACGGUGACGGGUCUCAGGACGUCACUGGCCCCACAGCGGAGUGCCAGGAACACCAACAGUGCCCUGAGCUUGCUUUCCGCCUCCCUCCUUUUUAUUCUCAAGUUCCUUUUUACUUCUCCCUUGCGUAACGCCCUUCUUCCCUUCUGCACCAGCCUGCACCCCCACCCUCCCGGUCACCUCCUUGCCACCCCACUCCUCAGGCCACAGCUGUUGGCAGGGUCCUCAGCUCAUGCCAGCCUCAUCUCCUUCCUCGCUAGCCCCCAAAGGGCCCCCAGGAGACAUGGGGUGCCAGGUCCGAGAGCCGGCAGUCUCAGUUGCCCUCUGGUUGAGUUGGGGGGCGGCUCUGGGGGCUGUGGCUUGUGCCAUGGUUCUGCUGACCCAACAAACAGAGCUACAAACCCUAAGGAGAGAGGUGACCCGGCUGCAGAGGACCGGAGGGCCUUCCGAGGAGAGGGAAGGGUAUCCAUGGCUGAGACUCCGGGAGCAGAUCCUGGAGGACAGCCAGCACCAAGACUCAGGUUGCUGGGAAAAGAGCCCUGAUGGCCUGGAAGCCCGGGAGAAUGGGGAGAGAUUCCGGAGAAGGAGAGCAGUGCUCACCCGUAAACAGAAGAGUGAGGCCUCCGGGGUGCAGCAGGGGUGGGAGAGAGGCACUCAGUUCUGCAUCUUGUUCCCAUUAACAUCACCUCCAAGGGUCCUGUUUCACGAUGUGACUUUCACCAUGGGUCAGGUGGUAUCUCGGGAGGGCCAGGGAAGGCAGGAGACUCUAUUCCGAUGUAUACGAAGUAUGCCCUCCAACCCCGACUGGGCCUACAAUAGCUGCUACAGCGCAGGUGUCUUCCAUUUACACCAAGGAGAUAUUCUGAGUGUUGUAAUCCCUCGGGCAAGGGCGAAGCUUAGCCUUUCUCCACAUGGAACCUUCCUGGGGGUUGUGAAACUGUGAUUGUGUUGCAAAAGAUGGUUCUGAGCUUGGAAGACCAGGGUGGGUACGUUUUAUAGACAGCCAAGAGCUGACUUGACAAAGGACAGGGAAUACGCAGGAACAGAGGCCUCUUUUGGGUUUGACAGGAAUCCAGGCUUUGACAGCUCAUGACUCUCCCUUCCUCCCUUUUCUCUUUCCACCUCCACCUUCACCCCCAGGACUCUGAAUUCAUGGAUAUUAAAGAGAUUUUUAAAACCUUGCUUUUAUUCUCCAUCCAGCCCCAAAUUCUUGAGGGAGCUGGGGGGUGGUGAUGCCAGGCAUUGUCUAGACUAGCUGGGUCCCACUGGAAUGCUUCCAGAACAGCACCACCAUCUAGCGGCAGUUUGAGACAAUCAUCCUGUGUGUUAGCAGAAGUCCAGGAAGCCUCCCUCCACUCAGGAAAACUCCUGGUUCCCUAUGCCAAACCUCUCUCCAGGUACCCUCUACCUCUUCACCCCACAAGAAGCCUCAUACUCAUUUCCCUCUCUCCAUCAACUGUGCUCCAGUUUCCAUCACUAACUCCAGCGGUGCAACUAUUAUGUGCCCGUCUGCAGAGGGUGCCUGGCAAUGACGGUCCCCUCGGAUCCACAUUAUUACUCCUCGGGUCUCAGCGUUGCCUUUCCUGCUCUCCAUUGCCCUGGCGUGGCAGGCCACUCUAAACCUGUCUGUGCUGGGACCGGUCGCCGAGGAGCCUUGGAUGAAUCGUACGCCCUGGUGCUGGUCCUGUCUCCCUGAAUUCUCCUUUCUGUGCAAAACCUGCCUAAAGAUAAAAAAAUAAAGGAGAAUAAAUAAAGCUCGGA